This is a messenger RNA of Nelumbo nucifera (sacred lotus), 1993 nucleotides long. RefSeq lists its product as uncharacterized. Lineage: Eukaryota; Viridiplantae; Streptophyta; Magnoliopsida; Proteales; Nelumbonaceae. The record is from RefSeq and is a predicted model, not a curated record.
UUAAGUAGGGGAGAUGUUUCCAAUGUAUGCUAGGAUGUGAGAUCGGUGUGAGGCGCCCUGGGUGAGGAGCAGAUGCGAUCUCUAUCCGGAUCUGGUCGGUUGACACCCAGUCCCAACCUAUCCCUCCAAAAGACUUGGACGUUUCAGUAUUUAACCGUGACGACUCACCUCUCAAGUCUCAAGUAAUUAAUGAACGAUCAGAUCUUUCUUCGAUUCCGGAGUCAACUCUACUUCAGGUUUGUGGUCAAGUAGUCAAAUGUUCUCCGAAUCCUCCCCUCUCUCACACACCCCCCCUACCAAGUACCAAGUUCCAGGCUUCCAACUAUUACUCAGAGACGAAUAGAGCAAAAACCCAAACAAUCAAUCCGUAGAUAAAUCAAUGGGGGCGUCCCAAUUAUCGUUUCUGUGUACUACUCGUCCUCCAUCAUCACAACCUAUCUCCCUAAAAUCAUCGACCCUCUUUUACCGCCAUAUUCUUCCAUCGGUCUCAACGACCUCGACAUCCUCUUCUUUCUCUCGGCAACCAUUUCCUUCCAGAAGCAAAACCCUUAUUUCGCCUCUCACCAUCCCUAAGAAUCAUGGACCUGUUCCUUCCCUAAAGACCAGGGCUCAAUUGAACUUCCCUCUCAUUUCUCCAAAGGACCAUUGGGGAACAUGGACUGCUCUCUUCGCUACCAGCGCUUUCGGUAUCUGGUCAGAAAAAACCAAGAUCGGGAGUGCACUGAGUGGCUCCUUGGUGAGCAUUUUGGUUGGGCUUGCAGCGAGCAAUAUCGGGAUCAUUUCUUGUGAAGCUCCUGCAUAUUCAGUCGUAAUGGAGUAUCUGCUCCCUAUGGCUGUUCCGUUAUUGUUGUUUAGAGCGGACUUGCGUCGUGUAAUAAUGUCAACUGGGACAUUACUCUUGGCAUUCUUGCUUGGAUCAGUUGCAACGACUAUUGGAACAUUAGUUGCAUACCUAUUGGUGCCUAUGCGAUCACUUGGGCAGGAUAGUUGGAAGAUAGCAGCUGCCCUCAUGGGCAGGCAUAUUGGUGGAGCUGUAAAUUAUGUUGCUAUUUCAGAGGCUCUUGGUGUCACUCCAUCAGUUUUAGCUGCGGGACUUGCUGCAGACAAUGUUAUCUGUGCAAUAUAUUUUACAUCGCUUUUUGCUUUAGCAUCUAAUAUACCUCCUGAGGCCUCAAAAUCAACUGAAGAUGGUGUAAUAGAUGCAAAAUCUGAACCUGGGAACAAGCUACCUGUGCUACAGACUGCCAUUGCUAUAGCAGUAUCCUUUUCCAUCUGCAAGACUGCCACUUAUCUCACAAAACUGUUGGGAAUCCAAGGAGGGAGCCUUCCAUGCAUAACAGCAUUAGUAGUAAUAUUGGCAACCAUAUUUCCAGCUCAAUUUGGCUACCUUGCACCUGCUGGUGAGGCUGUUGCUCUAAUCUUGAUGCAGGUCUUUUUUGCUGUGGUGGGUGCAAAUGGGAGCAUAUGGAAUGUCAUUAACACGGCCCCCAGUGUUUUCAUGUUUGCGCUGCUCCAGAUAACCAUCCAUCUUGCUGUGAUCCUUGGAGUGGGAAAGUUAUUACGGUUUGACCAGAAACUGUUGUUGUUGGCAUCAAAUGCCAAUGUUGGAGGCCCUACAACAGCAUGUGGGAUGGCAACAGCGAAAGGAUGGGGCUCUUUGGUUAUUCCUGGGAUACUUGCUGGCAUAUUUGGCAUCGCAAUCGCAACUUUUCUUGGUAUCGGAUUUGGAGUCAUGGUCCUUAAAAGCAUGUAAGCAUUUCCUUCAUUUUGUAUGGGAAACUUCACUGUAACACAAUGUUAGCCAUUAAGUUAAGAUGGCGGUGUUAUCUGUCAUACUCGUACACAAAUUUGAUAUUGAAGUUAAUAAUUAUAAUUGAACCGCCUUGCUGUCAUAUAAUCGCAAUUUGCUUGGCAAGAAAGAUUAUACAACCUGUAAACAAGGUAUUUGACUCCAUAUGUAUCAUGCCAUGGGGAUAUGUUAAGCAGUUGGUCC